Molecule: messenger RNA, 1312 nt
Organism: Xiphias gladius (swordfish)
Lineage: Eukaryota; Metazoa; Chordata; Actinopteri; Istiophoriformes; Xiphiidae
Gene: hsbp1b
Product: heat shock factor binding protein 1b
Exons: 4
Coding region: 194-427 (77 amino acids)
Biological process (GO): cellular heat acclimation
Cellular component (GO): cytosol; nucleus
Molecular function (GO): transcription corepressor activity
Source: RefSeq, a predicted model, not a curated record
GCACCUUGACUCAGCUCUCGCGAGACUCUCGUGUGACUCUCGUGUUUUGUGGAACAGCUGACUGUGCAGUGGGUGGUGCGACGGACUGCUAUCUAUAUCGAACAGUUAGGAACCUGAUAGCAAAAAUAAUAUCGGUAGACAGCUUUUUGAAUUUUAGCCCUGUUCAGGCACUGAUAAUCAUUUACACCACGACAUGGCUGAGACGGAUCCCAAGUCGGUGCAGGACCUUACCAAUGUGGUCCAGACACUGCUGCAACAGAUGCAGGACAAAUUCCAGACCAUGUCAGACCAGAUUAUAGGGAGGAUUGAUGAGAUGAGCACACGUAUUGAUGACUUGGAGAAGAACAUUGCUGACCUGAUGACCCAGGCUGGUGUUGAAGAGAUUGAGGCAACACCAGAAAAGGCCAAAGAGGGUCAAGGCCCAUAAUGAAGGUUCUGAAGUAACAAGGUGUGAAGUCGGUCCUAAAUUCAGGAGCAGCAAACUUUUCCAUUUUGAAAAUGACUUAUAUUGAUUUGGUGUGUCGAUGUGUGAAAUGCUUUUUUAUAUAUUGAAUAAUGUCAUAAACGGUUAGUUAUGUGAUGACUUGAAAAGCUGAACGUUAUUUGUAAGCUAGAGUAGUGUGAAAUGCCCUCCAGAACUUAAGAAUGCUCAUGUGCAGGAAUGCAAUUUAGGGAUUUAGUGUGCGGACCUGGAGGUUACUUCGCUGCCAUCAUAUAUCAUAAUUAAUUCAGUCCCAUGAGGUGAUGGUUGGAGACAGCUUUGCGCAAGCCUGUGCUGAGAAGUACAACCUGCAGGCUAACAGGCCAGUAGAACCUCCAUCCCUACCAACAUGGGAAAUGGGCACCGUGGACAACUAAAGCCUGCAGUGUUUUACAAACAGCUAUGUUACUACCAAGGUGUUGGAUGCAUUCCAAUUCUAACUGAUUUUCUUCUAUUAAAACUAUUUAAUACAAUGUAGUUUGUCAUGUAUUACAUAAUAUUUGGGCAGGUGCUGAGUAAAUUUUUUUAAAAUAUAAUUUACUCUUAGGUGCUCACUGUGUUUUUCUGUAUUUAUUUUUUCAAGCUAUAAUUGUAUUUUAUGAUGCAAAUUAUCUGGAAUGUCACAGUGUUGCAUGUUUUUUGGUCUACAUUGGUUAUAAUGUAAUGAAAUUUUUAGAAUUACACUUUAAGAUCAACUAAGCCGAGCAAUUCGGAAUUUAUCUUCUAUAUUGGCCAAAACUCACAUUUAAUGUAUAUGGGAUUAGAGGUAUUUGAAAUAAUGUCCACUCAAAAGUAGCAUUUAGACAUAUUGGAAACCACGCUUUCACUGCA